AUCGUCCUUCCCCCCCCCCCGGGACGGAGGGUGGAGCGCGGGGCGGGCGAGCGCAAAGAGUUGAUGAGCGUCUCCGAGGAGCGCGGCGACCCUUUGAGCUCCUCCGCUGCUUCGCAAUUAAAGACUGGAAGCUAAACAUACGAAGAACGAUUGGAGAAUCUCCACAGACAUAAGAAGAACGGCUGCAAAUAAACCGGCCAUGGCUAGUCUAGUGAAGAGAAGGACCAGGGGAGACAUGAUAGCAGUGUUCCAAUAUUUGAGGGGCUGCCUCAGAGAGGAGGGGGGUCAAGCUAUUUUCCAAAGCACCCGAAAACCAGACAAGGAACAAUGGAUGGAAACUUAUCAAGGAGAGAUUCAACCUAGAAAUAAGGAGAAAUUUUCUGGCAGUCAGAACACUCAACCAAUGGAACCGCUUGCCUUCAGAAGUUGUGGGCGCUUCAUCACUGGAAGCUUUCAAGAAGAGACUGGACAGCCAUCUUCAGAAAUGGUUUAGGGUCUCCUGCUUGAGCAGGGGGUUGGACUAGAUGGCCUACAAGGUCCCUUCCAACUCUUUUACUCUAUUCUAAGCAAUGGUCUCAAAGGGGUUGGCUAGGCUGGAGGAGCCACGAAAGCCCAUGAGUGUUUGCUAUGCUCACCUGGGAAUAAGAGCCAUUGAACUCAAUGGGGUAUACACACUUUGAUAGAGGUAAUGCCAUUUACAUGGUGGCUCUCAGGAUGGUUUAAAUUUUAAAGUCACCCAUUUUUGGUGAACUCUCCCUCUGGGGCUGGCAGUUACAGUCAUCCAAUUGUUUAUAUGGGAUUUAAUUAAUGCCAAGUGGCCAUGCUGUUAUAAUUUAAUCGACACCAACCCGUAUGGACAAUUUAAGAGGAACCACUUCUGAUUGCCAUCGGGGAUUUGUUUGGUGGGAGUGAGUCUCCAAAAUCUGCUGAUUUUAAGAAAAGGCAAAGUGCUGAAGUGCUGUAUGAAAUCCCCACUUCAGAAGAGUAAUAUUAAUCUGGUGACUUUGGACCUGUCAUUGGUUCUCAGUGCAAAGCUGCUAAUAUUAAGGAAAAUCUCUGUGGGAGAUGUGCAAUUAAGAAAUAUGAAAUACAAACAAGCAGGCCUACAAAAAACCUCCCAUAUGCUAUUUUCUGCUGCCAGAAAAAGGAUGCAAAAGGAUGGGGCACAAAUGCAAACAUCUUUAAAACAUACUUUUAUGGCAUGUCUUUUCAGAGAAUGAAGCCGUCUUGAUCAGGUGAAUGGCUAGUGGAGUCCUAGUAGACAAUCACUUAAAUGUGAGCCAGCAGUGUGGGGCAGCAGCCAAAAAAGCCAAUGCAAUCCUAGGUUGCAUUAACAGAGGGAUAGUAUCAAUAUCAUGUAAAGUAUUAGUACCACUUUAUAAAGCCUUAGUAAAAACACCUUUGGAAUACUGCAUCCAGUUUUGGUACCAUAGUAUUAAAAAGAUGCUGAGACUCUGGAAAGAGUUCAGAAAAGAGCAACAAAAAUGAUUAGGCGGCUGGAGGUUAAAACAUGAAGAAUGUUGCAGGAAUUGGGUAUAUCUAAUCUAAUGAAAAGGAGGACUAGGGGUGACAUGACAGCAGUAUUCCAAUAUUUGUGGGGCUGCCACAAAGAAGAGGAGGUCAAUCUAUUUUCGAAUAUAGCUGUCCUUAUCCAUCAAUGAACUGAUUAGUAUAUGCAAUGUGAUUUUAAAAAAUAGCAUUUUAUUUUGCUGUUACAGGAUAGUUAAACCUCUUAAUAAAUUUGCACUUUGAAACCUGUUUCGUUUGAUUGAGAAUGCCCUCAUAAAUUCCAGAGAUUAAGUGUCCCAGAAUGUUUAAAUGAUUCAUUUUUAUAAAUUGCCAUUUUCUGUUGCCAUUGGAGAAUUGGAUCCAGCAUUUCCUUCUGACCACUCAUUUGCCACAUUGGAUUAUGGAGUUGGACUAUGACUGUGCAAUGAGGAGGGGACUGGACCAGUGGUGGGAUUUAAAUUUUUUUACUACCGGUUCUGUGGGUGUGGCUUGGUGGGCAUGGCAUGGCUUAGUGGGCGUGGCAGGGGAAGGUUACUGCAAAAUCCCCAUUUCCUCCCAAUCAGCUGGGACUCAGGAGGCAGAGAAUAGAUGGGGCCAGUCAAAGGUGGUAUUUACUGGUUCUCCAAACUACUCAAAAUUUCAGCUACUGGUUCUCCAGAACUGGUUAGAACCUACUGAAACCCACCUCUGGACUGGACUUAACUUCUCUCUGCUGAGUCCUCCCCAUCCAAAAGAUAGUGGUGUGCAAAUCCAGUUUAUAAUUAAAUGUAUUGGGCAAAAGAUGGCUUGACCUUGGAUACAUUGGUAUAUGAAUCUACAAAGAGGAGUGAUGAAUGGGUGAAGCAGUUGUUCUUCCAUUCUCCACAUUAGCUUAAGUGGUCAAGGAGGAAGAAACAAUAUGACGGUGUGUUAUAUCUCUUAUGCUCUUUAACAUUUAUACAAAGCUUCUGAAUGAGGACUUUUCAAAAACUUGAAAUUAUUGUACCAAUCAUUUGGUCUCGGUAUGUAACACUAUUUCUCUGGGUCAGAAAGACUACCUGCAGAUACUGAAGUGGUAUCUAGAUUUGGUAAUGAUCUGGAUAAGGGCCAUUAAACCAAAGCUUCGAAAGGUCUUAGAGGCAUGGAUAAUAUUAGUCAUGGUUAUUUCACAACAAAAAUGAUCUGGCUAUGGUCAUCCAUGCUCUCAUCAUUGCCACAAAGAUGACUUAGAAAUUCUGUGCAGGAUGUUGACCCUACAGUACAGUACAGUAUAGUACAAUUCAUUCAAACAUUAAAAGAAUUCCAAUGAGAAGAACUGCACUGUUGCUUUAUUUUGCUUUUUCACUCAGCUUAAGGUUAUAUUUCUUUCAUUUCUAGCUCUUGGGAACAACUUUGGAACCAACUUGUCAUGCCAAGCCAUGAUUUAAAAACUUCCAAAAUGGCAUUGUUCCAAAUCCCUCCCAUGCAGGAAGUGCUAUUUUAAAGAAAAGAACUUCACUCUGGGAGAACCUCAGUUUGGGAACAUUUUCUUCCUCAAAAGAUUCAGCAAGUUGCAAUCCUAUUGAAAGCAUCUUCAGAAUUGUGGCAUAUAGAAGAGAUUUAUCAGUGGCAUGGAAGCUUUUAGAAUUUGGUUGAUUCUGGCUGUACUUUGCAAUUUUUGUGAAAGAAUGAUGCCAUGUGGUCCAUCAACACAUAUUGAAAUAGCUCAUAGAGGGCUGGAAUUUUUCAGCCAGCAAGAUGGACAACUUGACUAUCGUAAGUUAAUACUAGCUCACCAAGAUGCAUAUCAAGCAGGAAGUCUAUAUCCUGAUGCUUUUUAUUCUGACCUCUGUCAAAACGGGUUGUUCCAUUAUGUUUCUGAAGACACUCACUGGUCACCUUUUCUCAACACAAGUAUCCAUUAUAUCAGAAAGAACUAUCCACAGCCAUGGGAAGAGGCUACAGAGAAGCUGGUGGCUUUUCUCUUUGGGAUUGCCUCGCACAUGGUGGCAGAUGUAAGCUGGCACAGCUUGGGGAUUGAACAAGGAUUUCUACGGGACAUGGCAGCUAUUGAUUUUCAUGGCUCAUAUUCACAAGCUCAUUCUACUGGUGAUUUUGGGGGAGAUGUGUUAAGCCAAUAUGAACUUGAUUUUGAUUAUUUGAACGCAAGCUGGUAUGUGCCUGUUAAAGAUUUACUGUCAAUCUAUGAGGAUUAUUAUGGAAAGGAGGUGAUAACUGAAAAUGCUAUUGUUGACUGCAGCUAUCUGCUACUCCUUAAUCUCUAUGCUGAGAUCAUCGCUGCUGCCAAGCUUUACCCCAUCUAUGCCAAUAAGUCCCCAUUUUUAGUGGACAAAUUCUAUGACUAUUUCCUUGGCGGAGUGGAUGAUAUGGCAUUCUCAUCUAAUAAUAUUUUUCAGUUAACCAGUUGGAUGUUAAACUAUGGUACUAGUGGCUGCUUUAUUCCUGAGAAUCCUUUGUUUAUACGGUGUGAAGAUGAACAGAGAAACUUUCCGAUGUUUAAAGAAUCCAGAACUCAACACCACAGGAAGAUAACUUCUGAAGUGGCCAAAUCAGUUGAAAAGAAUAUCAGUUUUACAGAAAGAGGAGUUUAUUUAAAAGUUCCCGGUUGGACAAUGUUUCAAAAUAGUGACACAGCAGAGAGUUUGAUGAACGUGUUGGGAGUCCUACAGCGACGCUCAUCGAAAUACAUCACCAAGCCCAGUGCUUCAUAUUUUCUGAAAACUCCAUAUGCAAAACUUGGAUCGGCUAUGGCUUCAGCUGACCUAAAUCAGGAUGGAUAUGAUGACCUGGUGGUUGGAGCACCAGGUUACAGCCAGCUUGGGCAAAUUCAGUUGGGACGUAUUUAUAUUGUUUAUGGUAAUGAAUCCGGGUUGCCUCAUUCCAACCUGGACCUUGAUCAAGAAGCAGAUGAAAUACUAGAAGGCACUAAGCCUUCAGGAAGAUUUGGUUCUGCCAUAGCAAUUUUGGACUUCAAUGUGGAUGGAAUAUUGGAUCUUGCAGUAGGAGCCCCAUCAGUAGGAGCCCGGGAGCUUAGUUACAGGGGUUCUGUAUACAUAUUUCUUGGCAACAGAGGAAGAGGUUUCCACAGUCUUCCAAAUAUUACCAUAAUUUGUAAAGAAAUAUAUUGUAAUCUAGGCUGGUCCCUGAUGACAGCUGAUGUUGACAGGAAUGGAGAUAAUGACCUUGUGCUUGGUUCCCCAUAUGCACCUGCUGAUGGAAUACAAAGAGGAUUUGUGGCUUCUUUUUAUUCUUCCUCUUACAGAAACAGGAAAAGCCUGCUCUUUGUAUCAGAUGCUGACUGGAUGGUAAAAGGAGAAUCAGAUUAUGAUUGGUUUGGCUCAUCACUCAGCAGUGUCCAGCUCCUAAAUAAAACCUUGCUGCUUAUUGGAAGUCCUUUCGGGAAAAAUUGUAGAAGAUUAGAGUGCUAUUUCUCUGAACACAACAGGCAAGCUGUUGGAAAGGUAUAUGGUUAUAUCCCACCAAACACAAAAAGCUGGUUCACUUUACGUGGGGAUGAUGAAAAUGGGAAAUUUGGUUCAGCUUUGGCAACUGGUUUCCUUUCCAUAGAAGGAAUCUCCAAGCAAGUACUGAUAGUUGGCGCACCAACGCAAGACAGCGUCUCCAGGAUUUCAUUUAUAUCCUCAGCGCUACACCAAGCAGGAAGUGUUUUGAUAUACGACUUGAUGGGAAAUGGCACGCCUUCCUUACUAAGCACAUUUAAUGGAGAUAGGAGAUUUUCACGCUUUGGAGAAGAGGUGCAGUUACGGGAUCUGAACAACGAUGGACUUGAUGAAAUGAUUGUGUCAUCGCCUCUUCGAAACCAAAAAAUUAUGGGUGGAUUGUUUGGAGAACAAGUUGGAUAUAUUUAUAUAUACAGUGGAAACCAGACCACUUCAGGUCAUGUGACAGACCACUGCAAAUCAUGGCUUUCCCCUUGUCCUGAAGAGUGGGCACAGUAUGUUAUAAUUUCUCCAGAGGAAAAAUCAAGAUUUGGGAGUGCUCUUCUCACAAUAAAAACUGGAGAAAAGAGCGAAGUUAUCGUAGCUGCUGAAAGAAGUUCAACUAAAGCCCGACUUAGUGGAAGGCUUUUUCUUUACACCUUCUGAUUAUCAUUCUGUGUUUCAAAGAAUCUCUUCAAUGAAGUAAUCCCAAGUUUUGUGCACCAGUAAUUCCUGAAAGCAGAACAGCAUAACAAACCUGCUCCUGACUUAGUAUAUGAACAAUACUAAACCUUUUAAGAAGUUAAUCAUGCUUCUUAAAAUUAGUAAUUUUUUAAAGAUGUUCAUGUUAAAUGGAAUAAUGAGGGGAAGUUUUUCUAAAUCUUUUGCAGCUUUUGGCCAUUAGCUAUUUAACAGUUGCAUGACAGCAGGUAUAGUCUUACUUUUUAAAAAAAAAAAUAUUCCAACAGACUUGGAUUUAAUAUAUUGGAGAACAAAGCCAAGAAUCGUAAAUGUGAAUUAUACAAAACCAGCAUCAAUAAAAUAGAUUUUCUCUUUA
Messenger RNA from Pantherophis guttatus, 5985 nucleotides. Lineage: Eukaryota; Metazoa; Chordata; Lepidosauria; Squamata; Colubridae. The record is from RefSeq and is a predicted model, not a curated record.